Sphaeroforma arctica JP610 is the source of this 1292-nucleotide messenger RNA. RefSeq lists its product as hypothetical. The coding region runs from base 393 to 1292 and encodes 299 amino acids. The record is from RefSeq and is a predicted model, not a curated record. The transcript has 5 exons. Lineage: Eukaryota; Ichthyosporea; Ichthyophonida.
CAUUAUCCGUCGAAAAAUUGGAAUUUGUAAAUAUUUUGGGAUUUGAUCUGAUCGCGCAUUGUCAGAGCUGUCUGGAUCACACAACACUAUUAACAGUAGAACUGCUCAGCUGUUUUUCGUGGGGGUUCGUUUCGCGGGACACUACUGUCAAGUGCGUAUCGUCACUCCCACAUGACGCUCUUGUGAUGUGGAUAUGCGAGCACCGUCUGAAUGAAUGAAGUAAAGUAGUGAACGAAACCGGCUUUCCUCAUAGAAUCUCAUCAAAAUUCGCUUGUAUACUAACUGCGCAACCUUGGCAUGCCUCACUCUCGCACUCACACGUGCAAGUUCGUUCCAGAAUAUAUUAAAUAUCUAUACGCAGCAUUAAACUUCCCUCUGAGAAUCCGGGUACCAUGACAGAUACCAAUGUUGAGACCUCACACAACCCUGACUUAGGUGAUUCUCCCGCGGUACAGCAACCUGUCGCCGGACAGGUGGAAGUUGACCCGAGCACAAAUACGAGCACUGCUGCUGACACGUCUGGUGGCGUUGCUUCUACUGUGCCACCGAUUGAUCCCGGAGAACAAAUGGGCGCUACCGAAACCGGCAUAAUGGGCAAUAAAGAAACUACCACGAAUUUGCCCCCAGAGCCAGAGGUGGACUAUGGGAGUUCCAGUUCUCAGCCUGAAGACACUGAUGAAGCCGAAAGGCGGGCUUCUGCGCCUGGACUUAGACUGGUAAGCGGUGCUAUACCUACGACUGAGGCGGCGGUGGCUGACGUAGUGUUCGACCCUGAGGGUAAGCUGAAGAUGCCGACGGAACAAGAUACUGGCAUAGUGAAGGAAGCCAUCAAGGAGGAUCUGCAUCGAUUGAGAACUGGUAAACAGCAGCAGCCUACCAUCCCCGAGUCAUCUCAAGAGCUUGAGGCUGCACAGGGAGAUGCAGCUAAAGGUGCUGAGAGUGGCCAGUCUGACAGUGCGCAUGAAAGCUUCAAUAAAAAAUCAUGGCUGACUGGUAUCAAAGAUAAAGUAUUCCCCAAAAAGCACCCAACAGCUGCAAAGCAGAAGGAAGGUGAAGGGAAAAAACCAGAAGAAACACUUCCAACUCCGACUGAGACUCAACAAGAGCCUAAGAAAACGUCACACGAUCAAUCUUCAAAUGGAUCAGGCAAGGCACACAAACCAAACCUGUUGGAAAAAAUCGGUUCUUCUUUCAAGCCUAAGGAGAAAGAGAGAAAAACCGAAGCUCCACAUGUGGAGCCCGUGCCUGUGACCGACGAGGUCGUCACCACAGAUUUGGCAAAAGCCAGUUAA